AUGGGCAUGAGUGAUGACGUACCGGUGUAUGCGGCUACCGCCGCCUUCCCGUUAAUCUGGUUCAUCUUGUCGAUGCCAGUUUUCCAGAUGGGCCUUCGCGUGAUGAUGAUCUACCAGGAGAACGUCAUCCACGGCUUUUUAACCGCCGUCGAGUGGCAGCUGGCCGAAUGGGAUGGGUAUUAUGAUGAUACGUCUUGCAACACCUCACUAGAAACACCCAACGAAUACUGGAAGGAAGUUAAGCCCCCAGCCUCAGAGAGCAGCGGCUUCCACUCGGGCCAAGACGACGCCUACGCCGGGCAGUUUGGCCGAGUUCGGCUGAGGAAGGGCACGAUGGAAAGGUCCGGCGGAUUCGGGCAGGUCUACAUAUUAGAAAAAUAUUAUCCCCCGAUCGUCGUCAAAGAACUUCCUGGCCGAAACGAAAACGAUGACGUGUAUAAAAGAGAGUGGACCGUGCUGAAGGAAUUGGCACAUGUCCAUGUUGUCUUAUUUGUCGACAUUCCACCAGACUAUAGCGACUAUACGGCAGGAUGUGCCCGGAUUUUUAUGGAAUACUGCCAAUAUGGGACACUCGAAGAAGCCAUUCCAAACCCGGAAUGGAUCUACUCGGUAUCGACGAUUGUCGAGUGGGCCAAAGCUCUAUUUUCUGGACUCGUGUACCUGCAUGGAAAGGUGUCAUUCACCAGGAUAUCAAGCCCGCCAACCUAUUGCUGGCGGACAACUUUCUGC
Molecule: messenger RNA, 729 nt
Organism: Mesorhabditis spiculigera
Lineage: Eukaryota; Metazoa; Nematoda; Chromadorea; Rhabditida; Rhabditidae
Source: the annotation of a GenBank genome assembly